Schistosoma guineensis is the source of this 1508-nucleotide messenger RNA. NCBI's taxonomy places the organism in Eukaryota, Metazoa, Platyhelminthes, Trematoda, Strigeidida, Schistosomatidae. The record is from the annotation of a GenBank genome assembly.
ACGGACAGCGGAAUUUAUAAAUAUAUAGGUUACUUGGAAUUAAGUGCAGCUGUUUCAACGUAGUCAACAAAAUAAUUGCGGUUGGUUGUUAGAUUCACUAUAAAAACCCUUUUGAAUUUAAUCACCAAACCCUAAUGUGCAACAAACAACUGAGAAUUAAACCUGUGUUUCUGCUGUCAUGUGGGUCUUUCAAUCCAAUUACUGUAAUGCACAUGCGAAUGAUGGAACUAGCAAGAGAUAAGAUUGAAAACAUGCAUUUGUCAACAAAAGAAUCUCAUCAUGUUUUGUCUGAGGAGAAUAACCAGUUCACUCAAAAAGAAUAUAGUGAUGACCAUCCAAUAAAUUAUGACCAUCAGACAGUCGUCGUUGGUGGUAUAUUCAGUCCUGUGUCCAAUCUGUAUGAAAAGAAAGGUCUCCUACCUGCCUCUAUACGCGUCGAGCUUACACGAUUAGCCUGUAUUUCUGCAUCCGACUGGUUGGCCGUAAGCAAUUGGGAGUGUUCACAAUCAAUUUGGUUGAGAACUCGAGUGGUCUUAGAUCACAUUUAUAGUGUCUUGAAUAAUACGUACUCGAAUUUAAGUAACAAUGACGAAACCGAAAUUGACUCAGUUCCGAGAAAAAAGACUUGCUUCGCACCAAGCAAUUUUUAUCCCACUGAUGGUUUAAUUAAUGAACACAACGAACAAACGAAACUUUCAUCACUAGAGGGCAUGGCGACUGACCUCUGGCUUAAGAGUUGCUUUCAUCUUGACUCUCUUAUUGAUAUUAGUAACAUAAAAUGUAGCGAAAACCAAGUACAUGAUACUAAUGAUGAUCAUUUCAACAGCAAUCUCUUCGCUUCAUUAUCAUCUGUAGAUAGAUCAUGUUACUGUCGCAAAAACAAUACCGCAAACGUUUUGCUAUCAAAACCUUGUGUGAAAUUAGUUUGUGGUGCUGAUCUUCUGGAAUCAUUCAAAACUCCAAAUUUGUGGUCAGCCGAAGAUAUUGAAACGAUUGUUCGUGACUAUGGUAUAAUUUGUAUUAGUCGACCUUCAUAUGAGCCUUUAAAAAUUAUCAAUGAGUCAAACAUUUUGGGCAAAUAUAAGGAUAAUAUAAGUUUAGUGAUAGACAAUUGUCAGAAUUCACUAAGCUCUACUUUCGUACGUCAUGCUUUAUCAAAUGGUAAAAGUGUACGUUACCUCGUUCCAGAUCGUACUUUGGAAUAUAUUUAUACACAUAAAUUAUAUGAUGCCAAAAAAAGAUGUGUUAAUUUACUUGAAUCGAAGACUAGAACAGAAGUACAACACUAAUUACCAAAGAUUUCAUGGUGCAUUUUUCAAACAGUUGAAUCAUUUGAUUAUUCUUGUUAACAUAAAAUUGUAAAUACACCUUGAUAUACGUAUAUUACUCAUGUUGAUUGGAUUAAAUUUCUUGAAAUUGUGCAAUUACUUCAUUUUAUGAUUCUAUCCUGUAAAAUGAUUUACUUAUCACGCUAUCAUUUGAAAUAAACUUAUACAAUUAAUUUGCUA